AAGCACCAUCCAGCAUAACCUAGCUGAAAGAGAUACUCAGAACAGCACUGGAAGCAACUGAGCAGUGGACUUUGAAUGAGCUACGUACCAGCUUUGCCCUGUCUGAGAUGAGGUAGUGGUGACUUCGUGGUUUUGAGAAGGAGCCAGUAGUGAAUGCUAUUCCAUUGCCCCAGGGAUGGUGACAAGCAAGGGUGACCAACGGGUGCCAAGUUCCAGUGUACUAGUGAGAAUGUCUCAACCUGCUGCCUUAGCUUCUGUACAGGUCACCCUUCUUAUGCUAUUUCUCUGCUGGGAUGUACUUAUUUCGGCACUGCCCAUUGGUCCUGAUUAUUUGCAACGUGGCUGGCAGAGGCUUCUAGAGGAAGGGGAGAGUUGUGUGGAAUGUAGAUUGGAAGAAUGCCCCACCCCUCGUGGUUGCCUGGCUGGAGUGGUGCUGGAUGCCUGUGACUGCUGUUGGGAAUGUGCAAAUCUAGAGGGACAGAUCUGUGACCUGGACCAUACCAACCACUUCUAUGGCAAGUGUGGGGAUCACUUAGAAUGCCGUCUUGAUUCAGAAGACCUGCAACAUGGUGAGGUGCCUGAGCCCCAGUGCACUUGUUUAUCUCAUCAAGCUCUUUGUGGUUCCGAUGGCAAAACAUACGCUCAUAUCUGCAAAUUCCAAGAGGUGUUUAAUUCCAGCCCAGAUGCUAAUCUCACUGUAGGUCAUGAAGGACCCUGUGAAUCAGAGCCCCGCAUUAUAUCUCCUCCCUAUGAUAUCUGGAACAUCACUGGGCAAGAUGUGAUCUUUGGCUGCGAGGUCUUUGCAUAUCCCAUGGCAUCUAUUGAAUGGAGGAAGGAGGGUCUGGAUAUGCUGCUUCCUGGAGAUGACCCCCACAUUUCAGUUCAGUUUAGGGGAGGUCCUCAGAAGUAUGAGGUGACCAGUUGGCUUCAGAUCCAGGCUGUGCGGUUGACUGAUGAAGGAACGUAUCAAUGCUAUGCAAGGAACAAUGUUGGGCAAGUGGCAGCUCCUGCCAGCCUUAUGGUCCUCACUCCUGAUCAGCUGAAUUUAACCUCAUUGGUUCUGCCCAAGGGGCCCAACCUUGGAUCAAAUGAUGACUGGGAGAGUGAUGAAUCGUAUGAUUAUUACUGAAAAGGACACAUACAGGAGAGCACUCAGAAUGCAGAGGCAUUUGUGUUUUUUCCCAUUUGAACAUUUAUUUCAUCAUCAACUGCUGCCCCAGUUUCCUAGAAUAAUUAAUAUGGAAACUCUAGGCUGAAUUUAAAGAAGACAAAGGAAAAAUUUCUAUGGACAACUUCAAUAUAAGUUACUGGGUAGAGAAAAUUAAUGUACUUAAUUGUAUAACCUAUCCCUUUCCUGGAUGACAGAGACAGCAAAGCAGGUGGAAGGGAAGAAAUGAUUGUAUUUAACUGAUGCAAAUCAAAUGGGCAUUAAAAAGGACUUGUAUCAGCUUC
This is a messenger RNA of Candoia aspera, 1452 nucleotides long. It is a transcript of the gene KAZALD1, whose product is annotated as Kazal type serine peptidase inhibitor domain 1. Gene Ontology annotation, cellular component: extracellular region; interstitial matrix. Gene Ontology annotation, molecular function: insulin-like growth factor binding. The transcript has 5 exons. The record is from RefSeq and is a predicted model, not a curated record. Gene Ontology annotation, biological process: regulation of signal transduction; regulation of cell growth. Bases 176 to 1129 code for a protein of 317 amino acids. Lineage: Eukaryota; Metazoa; Chordata; Lepidosauria; Squamata; Candoiidae.